Molecule: messenger RNA, 1518 nt
Organism: Cynoglossus semilaevis (tongue sole)
Lineage: Eukaryota; Metazoa; Chordata; Actinopteri; Pleuronectiformes; Cynoglossidae
Product: ankyrin repeat and SOCS box protein 13-like
Exons: 6
Coding region: 371-1213 (280 amino acids)
Biological process (GO): positive regulation of protein catabolic process; protein ubiquitination
Molecular function (GO): protein binding
Source: RefSeq, a predicted model, not a curated record
CAACACACUACAUUACAUUUAACAGUCGCUUUUAUCCAAAGCGACUUCUGACAAAUGAGUGGUUAAGGAUGAAAGAUACUCGUUCUUGAGCAACGAGCUGGAACGGAAUUUGGACAAAAUGAUUUUAAAUCAUAUUCAAAGGCAAUUGAAUUGAUGAAGAAAUGUCGUCAGACACCAUGUGUCAAAGAUGAAAGAAACCAUCUAUAUAGGUAUUAACGUACAGUAUGUAAAGGUUGACUACGUCUGACGCUGAACCCUACAAAUCCCAAGAUGCGUUUCGCCCCCACGCCAGGUAUACCACGUGACCGGAGCCGCCGUGCCAAUAGCGGGCUGUUUACAAACAGUCAUAGCGGUGUAAUAACAGAGCAGGAUGGACGUUGACAACGACGUCGCGUACGCUUUCGGUGACAUUGGUUGCUGGUCAGAGAGGACGGAGGUCCACAAGGCAGCCUCCCUUGGCCAGGCCUCCCAGCUGCAGCGCCUCAUCGACAGCGGAGCUUCGGUCAACGUGGUGUCAGUGGACUCCAUCACGCCACUGCACGAGGCGUGUGUCCGCGGCCAGGCGGAGUGUGUUCGGCUGCUCCUGGAGGCCGGAGCUCUGGUGGAUGCGAGGAACGUGGACGGCAGCACGCCGCUGUGCGACGCCUGUUCGGCCGGCAGUUUGGAGUGUGUGAGGAUCCUGCUGGAGCACGGGGCCAAAGCCAACCCCGCCCUCACGUCACGCACCACCUCACCUCUACACGAGGCCUGCAUGGGAGGGAACGUCCACUGUGCCGAGCUGCUGAUCGCCGUGGGCGCUUGUCUGGAGGCUUACGACCUUUACUACGGAACGCCACUGCACAUGGCCUGCGUGAGCGAACGGAUGGACUGUGUUAAAGUGCUGCUGAACGCAGGGGCUAAAGUCAAUGCUACCAGGCUACACCAAACCGCGCUACACCACGCUGCUAAAACCAGGCAGGUGGAGAUGAUAGAGAUGCUGGUGGAGUUUGGAGCCAACAUCUACGCCAGAGAUCAACACGAGAGGAAACCUGUGGACUACACGAAACCGGGGACUGCCGCAGCGGACUGUCUCAAGUUUUAUGAGAAUAAUCCCAUGAGUUUGCAGCAGCUCAGCAGGCUGUCAGUGAGGAAGAGUCUGGGGACCAGCGCCCUGAAGACCGUGGUUCACCUGGACAUUCCAAAGGCGCUCAUCAACUUCCUCUGUUAUAAAUAAGAGCCCCCCCUCGAGGUCGAAGUUGGAACUGGACGCUCAAGAAAAGAGUGAACAUUUUCAGAGUUGCCAACAAACAACAACCGGUCAAGAUCAGGGUUCUACAGACAAAAAAAAAAAAAAAACACACACAAAAAAAUGACACCAACACAGGGAAACAUCUGUUGUUUCUCAGUGUGGCCUCCAGGUGGCAGCUUCUCUGAGUUCAAUAUGAUUUAGAGAUUAAUUUAGUUUGAUACAAUAAAAACAAUGUACUAUAUGCACAAAUAUAUGUCGGGGUCAAAUAUAUACCACUGUAUGGCACAGUA